AUGCUGGCGGGGGCCAACGUCUUCGCCCGGGCUGCACGCUUGGCCCUCCACGGGCGUGUCGUCCCUGCUCCUUCAGAAAAGCCGUCGAGGCGUCCGCCAGCACGUGAGGUCGGUCGUGGAAGCGCCGCCGAAAGCCUCAACGAAAACACUCCGCCCGUCACGAUCGGAGGACUGAGCCUACCUUGCCCUAGCGGCUGGGGCUGA
This is a messenger RNA of Gaeumannomyces tritici R3-111a-1, 204 nucleotides long. RefSeq lists its product as hypothetical. The transcript is spliced from 2 exons. NCBI's taxonomy places the organism in Eukaryota, Fungi, Ascomycota, Sordariomycetes, Magnaporthales, Magnaporthaceae. Bases 1 to 204 code for a protein of 67 amino acids. The record is from RefSeq and is a predicted model, not a curated record.